Pseudocercospora fijiensis CIRAD86 is the source of this 1446-nucleotide messenger RNA. RefSeq lists its product as uncharacterized. Lineage: Eukaryota; Fungi; Ascomycota; Dothideomycetes; Mycosphaerellales; Mycosphaerellaceae. The coding region runs from base 1 to 1446 and encodes 481 amino acids. The transcript has 2 exons. The record is from RefSeq and is a predicted model, not a curated record.
AUGGCAGACUCGUCGCCGCCGCGCGCCGAGGAGAACACCAAGGCCAACCGUCAUGGCAACGGAGAAUGUCCCAUCCUAUCUUGCGACUUCGGAAAAGGUCCUGGCAAGGAGAAGAAUCGACACGACGUCUUCGCCCAUCUGCGUAAGAAGCACUACAUUACUGACUUACCGCAGCGCCCCCAGUCUGCAGUUAGUUUUGUUGAGCACAAUAAGGCUUGCUUGGAGCAUUUCGGCAAGUGGGCUGAUGAGCAUGGUGUCGAACAUGAGGGCGAAAAGUUCUUCAAGUACGCGAUAGCACCUGUGAAACGCAAUCCUCCCAAGAAAGCAAAAGUUCAAGCUGGUGUGGCAGCUGGCGGAUCCGCUGUUGGUUUCCCGCCGACGCAGACUCCACACCAGCCAGAAAAUGUCCUACCGUCAUCUGUUAUCCCAGCAGGUGUGGCAGCUGGUGGAUCUGCUUUCGCUUUCCCGCCGAUGCGAGCUCCAUACCGGCCAGAAAAUGUCCUGCCGGCAUCUGUUAUCCCAGCAGGUGUGGCAGCUGGCGGAUCCGCUGUUGGUUUCCCGCCAAUGCAGGCUCUAUACCAGCCAGAAACAUUCCUGCCGCCAUCUAUUGUCCCAGCAGAUACUCCCUGGUAUGGGCAGAGAAGAGCAGCCUUGCUCUACCCUGAGUCUGCGGAUGGGGAGGAGGAGGAGAACGACGAGGAGGACGACGACUGUAGUGCCAUUCCUGACAAUGCAGAGUACGGUAUUGUCCCUGAAGAAAAGCCAGAACUGAGCCAUAUCAUCUCGCAGCUUCGAGCUGGUUCAAGAUCUUUGACCUCAACGCUGCCCGAACUUCGCCGCAUUCUCGAUCAAGGACUGCACCACCAGCUCAUCGAUGCCUUCGUGAGCGUCCUCGGCGGUAGAGUAAGAGUAAGUGAUCUGAGGCACGACUCAGCAUACCGCUCGCUCCUCCUCGCUCUCCUCAUCCUGCACGCUUCCGAAACGUCUCGCUCUGGUCAUUUCCCAACAUCCUUGAUUACGAAGAUCGAGACAUACAGGCUCUGGCUGACCCAGCAGUCUGAUCUCGACUGUCCUCAUCAUCUCUACAAGCUCUACUGUGGUGGAUAUCGAGCAGAGAAUGGGUUCUUCGAUGUCAUGUAUGGCAUCUACGUGGAAGUCAUGACUCGGACUAAUAUCGAAACGGUCCCGUUGAUUGACUUUAGAUCUAUCGUCACCGAGCUUGGCGGCGAGGAGGAGGGGAAGCAUGCUGCAGCUUUUAGGGAUCAGUAUCGAGAGCUUCUGAUUAAGGACUACGAGCUACUCAAGACUUGUCUCAUCAAGGCUAUGAAGGCUUGGCUGGAGGACUACUCGCAUUUCAACCAAGCUUUCUUCCAACAUCUUGUCUUUGAGCUCGAUGCUGAAGAGGAGGCGAGGGAUCGCAUGAGAAGGGAGAGACAGGUUCAGUGA